Messenger RNA from Meloidogyne enterolobii, 1134 nucleotides. The record is from the annotation of a GenBank genome assembly. Lineage: Eukaryota; Metazoa; Nematoda; Chromadorea; Rhabditida; Meloidogynidae.
AUGCUUGGCACUUCCUCUGUAUCAUCCUAUUGUCGUGGGCGAGCCAAAAGUAUGUCAACAGAAGAAUCAAACAUGUUUUUUAAUAAUAAUAAUGGAGUUGUUAAAAAAGUAGAAAAAAAGCAAAAAAGAGCAGAAGCAAAUAGAAAAUAUCAAGAAGCAUAUAGAAUUAAAGGAGUUGAAGCUCGCCAAAAAUUACCAGAAUUGUAUGCACGUAUUGCUGAAUUAGAAAGAGAAAAUUCAAUUUUAAAAGACUUGCUUUGGAAACAAAGAGAUCCUCAAAGUUGGGAAGCUGCUCAGAAUCAACAAUCGUUAAAACAAGAACAACAAACAAAUAAUAUUAUGUUCACUCAAAAUGUCCCUUAUGUUAGCAUAAGUCGGCCUCCGCCAAUUAGCAAAAAACCAAAUCUUUUUGAUGUCAAACAGCAAAGCUUUUCUUGCCAAGAUUUAAGCAUAAAUGAUGGGCAUUACUCGCCACAACAACAGCAGCAACAAUUUAAUAUUAACCAAAUACAUAAUGGGGAUAUUUGGAAUAAUAGUUUGAAUAAUGAAUAUAACAAUUUUAUAUCGUCCCUUGACGAUGAAAAUCUUUUUUAUCGCCGUGCCCGCUCCUGUUCAAUAAAAUCACGUUCAGAAACUGAAAUGAGUUUUGCUUCAGCACAAGAAGAAAAUCUUUGGCUUUCUUCGAAUAUUUUUGGAGAAAAUAUAUCACAAGAACAUUUAAAUCAACAACAAAAUUUAAAUAUACAACAACAACACCAACAAGUUGGAAGGGUUGCAUCUUGUUCAGAAAUGCUCCAAUCUUUCCCAGAUAUGUCAAUAAAUUGUGAAGAUUCUAAUCAAAAAUUUGAUAAUUCUCUGAACAACCACUCUACUAAUGUUCCAACUUACCCAAUCUCAAGACAAUCAUCAUCUCCUCAUAUUGAGGGAUUUUUUGCGCCUCCAUUUGCCUUUGAUAUAAUGAUUGACCAAAAUGCUUCAAAUUCUGUAAUUCCUAAUAAUUUUGGGGGAAAUAUAUCAACACUUCAGCAACAGCAACAACAACAACCGCUACUAUCAACAAUUAAUGAAGACACACCUAGAAUGUAUACUGAAGCUCUAACAAAUGUUACUUUAGAAACGCCAAUGUAUCUUUAA